Molecule: messenger RNA, 2247 nt
Organism: Betta splendens (Siamese fighting fish)
Lineage: Eukaryota; Metazoa; Chordata; Actinopteri; Anabantiformes; Osphronemidae
Gene: ppat
Product: phosphoribosyl pyrophosphate amidotransferase
Exons: 11
Coding region: 357-1688 (443 amino acids)
Biological process (GO): purine nucleotide biosynthetic process; purine nucleobase biosynthetic process
Molecular function (GO): amidophosphoribosyltransferase activity
Source: RefSeq, a predicted model, not a curated record
AGAAAAGCAGCCUCACCACUGGCUUAAGCUGUGUGCUGAGAGGGAGGGACUAAAUGUAAUCUGAGAAGCAGCUUGGUAAAUAGGCUGAAGCUGCAGCAAGACGACUCUCCUUUUAUGGCAGCUCCUCGGCACAUAUGCAGAUGUUUGCAGCCUGUGUUUUUUUUUCACUUUUGAUUCCUGCAUUGUUUGCUUGAAUAGAAACCAGUUUGCUUUGCCUGAAGGUUCCUAAUGAAACUUUGAGAACCUAGCCAGUGCAUUCAUGUUUAGACUCGCAGAGGAGAAGAGAGGGUCAGGAAAGUGCCGGGAUUGUUACAAGUAAUGGAGCCAGUCCUCCCACUUACACCACCCUUAAGGGAAUGGGAUUAGUGAACACCGCUUUCCCACCUGAUGCCCUUCUGAAGCUACGCUAUGGUAAUCUUGGUAUUUGUCACACGCGCUAUUCAACCACAGGGAUCUCGGAGCUGCAGAACUGUCAACCCUUUGUGGUGGAUACACUGCAUGGCAAGAUCGCUGUGGCGCACAAUGGCGAGCUGGUUAAUGCUCAUGCCCUGCGGAAAAAGGUGAUGCGCCAUGGAGUUGGCCUGUCCACCUGUUCAGACAGUGAGCUCAUCACCCAGCUGCUGGCUUUGAACCCGCCACUGGAGGAGCAGGACGCACCAGACUGGGUUGCAAGAAUUAAAAACCUCAUGACUGAAACCCCUACGUCCUACUCGCUGUUGGUGAUGUUCAAAGAUGUCAUCUAUGCAGUGCGUGACCCUUAUGGAAAUCGACCACUCUGCAUAGGACGACUUGUUCCAAUCUCUAAAUUACACAGCACAGGUGCUGAAGAGGAGGACACUGAGGGCUGGGUUGUGUCAUCUGAGUCCUGCAGCUUUCAGUCCAUUGGUGCGAAGUAUUACAGAGAAGUCCUACCAGGAGAGAUAGUCCAGAUAUCCAAACAUGGAGUCAAGUCAUUGAGUGUUGUUCCUCGCCCUGAGGGAGACCUACCUGCCUUCUGUAUAUUUGAAUAUGUUUAUUUUGCUCGACCAGACUCUAUUUUUGAAGGUCAGAUGGUCUACACCGUCAGGCAGCGCUGCGGUCGGCAGUUGGCCAUUGAAGCGCCUACAGAUGCAGAUGUGGUCAGCACUGUGCCAGAGUCUGCUACCCCAGCUGCCCUGGGCUACGCUCAGCAGUCUGGACUUCCCUACAUAGAGGUUUUAUGUAAGAACCGAUAUGUUGGGAGAACAUUCAUUCAGCCAAAUACUCGACUGAGGCAGCUUGGAGUUGCAAAGAAGUUUGGGGCGUUGACGGACAACUUUGCAGGGAAACGAGUGGUACUAAUUGAUGACUCCAUCGUCAGAGGCAACACCAUCUCUCCCAUUAUUAAACUGCUCAAGGAAGCAGGCGCAACAGAGGUCCAUAUUAGAGUUGCCUCCCCUCCUCUCAGGUUUCCAUGUUACAUGGGCAUCAAUAUUCCAACCAAAGAAGAACUUAUUGCCAACAAACCAGAGUUUCAAAACAUUGCUGGAUAUAUUGGCGCUGCCAGUGUACAGUAUUUGACCGUAGAAGGUCUGGUAUCAGCUGUCCAGCAAGGGAUUGCAUCCCACCAGGACGACGAGAGGAUCGGCUCCAGUAGCAAGUCCAGCAAGCCAGUGGGCCAUUGCACUGCUUGUUUAACUGGGAAAUACCCAGUAGAGCUGGAGUGGUAACAUAAUCAGCCCUCAUUAUAGCAGCAAUUUGCUUACAUGAUGUUACAAUCAUGAAAUUAACUGAAAUGCACUGUUAAAUUACACACAUGCAGCAGCUUGCGACCUCAUUUGUGCUGUAUUGCUUUACCAUCACCAACCUCUAGUGGCAGAUGUUUGCUAUAACGGAGGCAUGUUACUGCAGAUUUCGUCUCACUGAUGUAAGGUUACUUUGUAUAUAACUUGUUUCAGUCCAAAAAUGAAAUAGAAAACAUGAGCAUUCAUAAAUGCACAAGACUAGUGACCAAAAACUGAAGCUUUUUACUUUCUAGUUUAAAGACAUUCUUUUACCUUUAAAAUUAACUGUUAUGUUUUGGAUUCAACCAUUGUUUUUUUUGUUAAGUUGAAGCAUUAAGAAUAAAUCAGUGCAAUUACACAACUUUGUUUUUUGUUUGAGAAACAAACAACUGGGUUUUAUUUUAAUGAUUCACAAAUACUGAGCUAACAAACGCAUAACCAGCCUCCACAGGACUAAAACAAAAACACAAACUAAAUAAACGAGCGCUUAAAUUUAACACCUUAA